CAUCGACUCCGUCUUCCCCAAUCCAAUCGCAAACCCCCGAGGAAAAAGAAUCCUCCGCAGCUCAGGCGAUCGAUCUUUAGCGCUUGGCGAACCUCCUUCUCCGUCAAGAUGCAGAUCUUUGUGAAGACACUCACCGGCAAGACCAUCACCCUCGAGGUUGAGUCUUCUGACACGAUCGACAAUGUCAAGGCGAAGAUCCAGGAUAAGGAGGGUAUCCCGCCGGACCAGCAGCGAUUGAUCUUUGCCGGCAAGCAGCUUGAGGAUGGGCGCACCCUAGCUGAUUACAACAUCCAGAAAGAGUCUACCCUCCACCUGGUGCUCCGCCUCCGUGGUGGAAUGCAAAUCUUCGUCAAGACCCUUACUGGCAAGACCAUCACCCUGGAGGUGGAAUCUUCGGACACCAUUGACAACGUGAAGGCUAAGAUCCAGGACAAGGAGGGCAUCCCCCCGGACCAGCAGCGCCUGAUCUUUGCAGGUAAGCAGCUUGAGGAUGGUCGCACUCUUGCAGAUUACAACAUUCAGAAGGAGUCUACUCUCCACUUGGUGCUCCGCCUUCGUGGAGGCCAGUAAUUUCCUUGCAUCCUUGGAAGUUUGUUCGCAAGUCUGUUGCGCCUGGUGGCCUCUUCCAUUGUCUCUUGGUUUACUAUGUGCAAGUCUGAGUCACGUGUCUGUUGCUGAAACUCUUUAGUCAUGUGCCGUUUGCUAGUACAUCUGUCGGUGCCUUAUGGCAGUGUUAUCUCUGUUAUGAGUCAAGUGCAAUUUGAAUAUUUCAUAAUGUUCCUGAUAACACUUAUCCCAUGACUAUGGUGGCUUUGUGUUCUUAA
Hordeum vulgare subsp. vulgare (domesticated barley) is the source of this 824-nucleotide messenger RNA. Its product is annotated as polyubiquitin. Bases 109 to 570 code for a protein of 153 amino acids. Gene Ontology annotation, molecular function: ubiquitin protein ligase binding; protein tag activity. NCBI's taxonomy places the organism in Eukaryota, Viridiplantae, Streptophyta, Magnoliopsida, Poales, Poaceae. Gene Ontology annotation, biological process: protein ubiquitination; modification-dependent protein catabolic process. The transcript is spliced from 2 exons. Gene Ontology annotation, cellular component: nucleus; cytoplasm. The record is from RefSeq and is a predicted model, not a curated record.